Messenger RNA from Durio zibethinus, 2720 nucleotides. RefSeq names its product heat shock cognate 70 kDa protein 2-like. NCBI's taxonomy places the organism in Eukaryota, Viridiplantae, Streptophyta, Magnoliopsida, Malvales, Malvaceae. The record is from RefSeq and is a predicted model, not a curated record. Gene Ontology annotation, molecular function: ATP-dependent protein folding chaperone; ATP binding.
GAGCCAUGACCAUGCAUAACAGAAACGAAAUAUUAAACCAGUUUGAAUAGGAAAACCCCGUCUCCAUCGAAUACGGUCAGGAUCUCAAAACAGUUACACAAACAUAAAAGGAACAUUCUCCAAACUUCAAAAUCCAUUAACCUUCUUCAUUCAUCGGUUUCUCAGAAACUCUAUUUUUCCCUGUCGUUUUUUUUUUCUAACUUGAGUCUCUGCAGUUAGAGUUUUACAAUGGCUGGCAAAGGUGAGGGGUCGGCAAUCGGGAUUGAUCUGGGGACUACCUACUCGUGCGUGGGUGUUUGGCAACAUGAUAGGGUGGAGAUUAUUGCUAAUGAUCAGGGGAACAGAACAACACCGUCCUACGUGGCUUUCACUGAUAGCGAGCGUUUGAUUGGCGAUGCUGCUAAGAACCAGGUUGCCAUGAACCCUAUAAACACUGUCUUUGAUGCAAAGCGGUUGAUAGGGAGGAGGUUCAGUGACGCAUCCGUCCAAAGCGACAUCAAGUUGUGGCCUUUCAAGGUUUCCCCUGGUGCCGGUGACAAGCCGAUGAUCUCAGUUACAUACAAAGGUGAAGAGAAGCAAUUUGCUGCUGAGGAAAUCUCCUCUAUGGUUCUCAUGAAGAUGAAAGAGACGGCAGAGGCCUAUCUGGGUUCGACAGUGAAGAAUGGUGUUGUUACUGUCCCUGCAUACUUCAAUGACUCACAGCGUCAGGCCACGAAGGAUGCUGGUGUUAUUGCAGGCCUCAAUGUCAUGCGAAUCAUCAAUGAACCAACCGCGGCUGCUAUUGCUUAUGGACUUGACAAGAAAGCUAGUAGUGUUGGCGAGAAGAAUGUGCUCAUCUUUGACCUCGGAGGUGGUACUUUUGAUGUCUCUCUCCUCACCAUCGAAGAGGGGAUUUUCGAAGUGAAAGCCACGGCUGGAGAUACACACCUUGGAGGAGAAGAUUUUGAUAACAGGAUGGUAAACCAUUUUGUGCAGGAGUUCAAGAGGAAGAAUAAGAAAGACAUUAGUGGAAGUCCCAGGGCCUUGAGGAGAUUGAGAACUUCUUGUGAAAGAGCAAAGAGGACUCUAUCCUCCACUGCUCAAACCACUAUUGAGAUUGACUCUCUGUAUGAAGGUAUUGAUUUCUACUCUACGAUUACUCGUGCUAGAUUUGAGGAACUCAACAUGGACCUCUUUAGGAAGUGUAUGGAGCCAGUAGAGAAAUGCCUAAGGGAUGCUAAGAUGGAUAAGAGUAGUGUACAUGAUGUUGUACUUGUUGGUGGGUCUACUAGGAUUCCAAAGGUACAACAGCUAUUGCAGGACUUUUUUAAUGGAAAGGAGCUCUGUAAGAGCAUUAACCCUGAUGAGGCCGUUGCCUAUGGUGCGGCUGUACAAGCUGCCAUUUUGAGUGGUGAGGGCAAUGAGAAGGUUCAAGAUUUGCUUCUUUUGGAUGUCACCCCUCUCUCCCUUGGGCUGGAAACUGCUGGUGGAGUCAUGACUGUUCUUAUUCCAAGGAACACCACAAUACCUACCAAGAAGGAACAAGUUUUCUCUACUUACUCGGAUAACCAACCUGGUGUAUUGAUUCAGGUCUACGAGGGUGAGAGAACAAGAACAAGGGACAAUAACUUGCUUGGUAAAUUUGAGCUUUCUGGCAUUCCACCAGCUCCUAGGGGUGUGCCUCAAAUCACUGUUUGCUUUGACAUAGAUGCCAAUGGCAUCUUGAAUGUCUCUGCUGAGGACAAAACCACAGGGCAAAAGAACAAGAUUACAAUCACCAAUGACAAGGGCAGGCUGUCCAAGGAAGAGAUUGAGAAGAUGGUUCAAGAAGCAGAGAAAUAUAAAUCAGAGGAUGAGGAUCACAAGAAGAAAGUGGAGGCUAAGAAUGCAUUGGAGAAUUAUGCAUAUAACAUGAGGAACACAGUCAGGGAUGAGAAGAUUGGUGCUAAGCUCAAUCCAUCUGACAAGAAAAAUAUCGAGGAUGCAGUUGAGCGGACCAUCAAUUGGCUGGACAGCAACCAGCUGGCUGAAGCUGAUGAGUUCGAGGAUAAGAUGAAGGAGCUUGAAAGCAUUUGCAACCCCAUCAUUGCCAAAAUGUACCAAGGUGCUGGUGGUGAUGCAGAUGGUGGAACCGGCGCUGAUGCACCUCCAGCUGGCGGAAGUGGAGCUGGCCCCAAGAUUGAGGAGGUUGACUAGGAGGAAUGAAACACAAACAUGUCCUUCUAGUUUUUUUUCUUUUUUUGGGCUGUUCGUUCAUAUAUAGCUGGAUUUUAAGAGAUCUUGAUUUGGAUAUUCAGGUCAAUAAUAACUUAGGGCCAAAUUUCGAUUUUGUUUUCAGCAUUUCCUGUUUCCGUUCUAAGUGGAUUUAGAACUUAAAUUUACUUGUUAUUGAUGUUCUCUUGAGAUGAAACUCUCUGCUCAGUGCUCACUUACGCUACUAAGGAAGGGUUUUUGCUCCUUUUCCCUCUGUGUUUACUAGCCCAUUUUAUCAGUCAAAAUCUGAAUGCAAUUGAAGUGUUGGAGGAGAUCAAAGGCUGACAGAAAGAAAACAAGAGAAACAUGGAUUAGUUCUAGGCACAGUGCUGUCCCUACCCCCUUUCUUAUUUCAUUUGUUCUACAUGGUAGUUUAGCAAAAAUAAAAACAGAAAAGAAACUUGAUGGAGCUCAUCUAACAAAAGGCGAAUUUUCUCCAACAAAUGUAAUCAGGCAGGGAGAGGGGGAAAGUUUCUGCAUAACUUUCA